Molecule: messenger RNA, 270 nt
Organism: Protopolystoma xenopodis
Lineage: Eukaryota; Metazoa; Platyhelminthes; Monogenea; Polystomatidea; Polystomatidae
Source: the annotation of a GenBank genome assembly
AUGUCAGGUUGCCAUCGCAACCUUUAUUCAUUGUUCAGAGAUCGCCUCGUCCCCACCCCAAAAGGCAUCGGCAACAAAAAGGCCGCGACUCAACCGGUCAACUGUGAGAUUCUUCAAUGCCUAUUCCCGUUCGGCGAACACGUCUGUCAAUCUCAUCCCCUCGAGCAGACAUACGUUAGGGGUUAUGCAAUGUCUGUACUGGUGCCGUUGCACCCUGACAACCGUUCACCGAGGUCACGCUCUGCCCUAGUGACUCAGAGCAUGGCCUAG